AUGCAUAGAAAAGUAACUAGAGCCAUGUUAGCGCAAGGUGCUCAUAGAAAAGAUAGACCUAAGAAAAGGAAACAGUCGUAUAAUCCAAAAAAUCCUGAGAUGAAUAAUUCUUUCACGAGUGCGUCGGCAAAAAAAUUAAAAGGCGAUGAUAAACAGCACGUGCCAGAGGAAGCCACACUCCAAUAUUCAAUCAUUGACUUUGCUCUGGUUUUUUCUACACUUUCGUGUUUUGUGCGGUGUUCAAACAUUAUUAAAAGUGCAGGUGAAAAUAAAUUGUGUAAUGGAAAAGUUGAUUUUAAACAAUGCUCCAAAUACGGCCUGGAAUUCAAAAUUAUGGUAGAAUGUGAACGAUGUGAACCAAAAUAUAUUUUGUCAUGUCAGCAAAUCGGUAAAAUGUAUGAACUAAAUAGACGGUUCAUUUUUGUUAUGCGAAUAUUGGGCUUGGGUCUUGCUGGAUGCAAAAAGUUUUGCGGUUUGAUGGAUAUAAGCAGUUCCUUUAUAAAUCAUUCAACAUACGAUUUUUACAUUAAUAAAAUACAUGAAUGUAUUGUGGCAAUUACUGAGACACUGCUCUCCUCAGCUGCUAAAGAGGAAAAGCAAUUGACGAGUUUUGAAAACAACCUUGAAGAUACAACAGAUGUGACUGUCUCUGGUGAUGGGACGUGGAAAAAGCGUGGUUUCGCAUCCCUGUAUGGUGUCAGCUCUCUAAUUGGAUACUAUUCAGGAAAAGUCUUGGAUAUCGUUGUUAAAUGUUCUUACUGUAAAUUAUGUGAGUCUUGGAAAAAAAAAUUAGCUACGGCAGAAUUUGAAGAGUGGAAAGAAGAACACAUCCAAAAUGAUGAAUGUACUGCCAAUCAUACUGGAGCAUCUGGGAACAUGGAAGUAUCUUCAAUUAUUGAAAUGUUUAAACGUUCUAUUGUUAAAUAUGGCUUGAGAUUUUUCAAUUAUAUAGGAGAUGGAGAUUCUAAAACAUACUCUGGUAUUCUUAAAGCUAAACCUUACGGUGAAGAUUUUGUGGUCAACAAGAAAGAAUGCGUGGGACAUGUACAGAAGAGGAUGGGCACCCGGUUACGUGACUUAGUAAAGAAAACUGUUGAGGACAAGAUAGUCAAAGGCAAAAAAACUCAAAAAAAAAACUCUUUCUGGCAAAGAAGAAACUGUGAUUUAGUGAAAAAAAUGAAAGACGCGAUAUGGGCUACUUACUACCACUACAGUUCUACUGAUAAAAAACCUCAACAUCAAAAUUGCCCUGAAGGUCCAGACUCGUGGUGCACCUGGCAGCGAGCAUCGGCAACAAAUACUCUUUCAUCAUUCAAACACGAUUAUACCCCAUUACCAAAUGAUGUCUUGACUGCAAUGAAACCUAUUUAUGAAGACCUGAGUAAGGAUGAGCUUUUGGAGCGGUGUGUUGGUGGUUUCACACAAAAUAAUAAUGAAAGCUUCAAUCAGCUGAUCUGGAAAAUUACUCCCAAAAUACUUCCAGCUGGCUCCAAAAUAGUUCAAAUUGCUGCAUCAAUUGCUGCUUGUACUUUUAAUGAAGGUAUAUCAGCCUUAUGA
Messenger RNA from Psylliodes chrysocephalus, 1557 nucleotides. The record is from the annotation of a GenBank genome assembly. NCBI's taxonomy places the organism in Eukaryota, Metazoa, Arthropoda, Insecta, Coleoptera, Chrysomelidae.